CCCCUCCCCGCGCGGGCGGGUGUGGACGCGGCCGGGUCUCCCGCGCGUGUCGUGUCGCCCCCGGCUCCGGAGCCUGCAGCGCGCAGGUACCGCCCGCCCCCUUCCGCCCCUCUCCUCCAGUCCCACCGCAGUGGCGGCUCCGGCUCCGUCCGACUGCGGAUUCGAGGUCUAAGGUGUGGCCGCCGGGGUCACACCCUCCCGGGAGCCACGCGGGGCCGGGGGCGGGUGCCGCAGGGUGUGACCAGCCUUCCUGCCGCGGCCAGCGCCCGACAUCCCGCGCCUCCGCUGCUGCCAGCGCGCGCUCUUGGGGUGGCUGUGGGCGUCCAGGGGCCGGGCUGGGCGCCACCUUCGCCCUGGUGCCACCUCCGAGCGCCGCAGCUGCGCGGAGCCCACCGCUCCCCCACCGGCCGCUUGGGGAGCCCUGCGCGGUGGCCGGCCCAGCCCAGUGGAGGCGUCCUCCCGGCCGGGCAGGAUGGGCUCCGGGCGCAGGCAGAGCCCCGGGUCCCCGCCGGCCCCCGCCCGGGGCGCCUGCCUCUUCCUCCUGCUCUGCCUGCGCCUGGGCGCCCCCUGUCCGCAGGCCUGCGAGUGCUCUGACCAGGCAGGGGCUGUGGCCGUGCACUGCAGCCACAGUGACCUGCAGGAGGUCCCUGCGGACAUUCCCGCCGACGCGGAGCUCCUGAAGCUGGACGCCAACAGGAUCUCCCGCAUCCCGGACGGCGCCUUCCAGCACCUGCAGCACCUGCGCGAGCUGGACCUGUCCCACAACGCCGUGGAGACCAUCGGCCCCGCUGCCUUUUCCGGCCUGGCCGGGGGCCUGCGGCUGCUGGACCUGUCCCACAACCGCAUCCGCAGGAUCCCCAAGGACGCCCUGGGCAAGCUGAGUGCCAAGAUCCGCCUGUCCCACAACCCGCUGCACUGCGAGUGUGCCCUGCAGGAGGCGCUCUGGGAGCUGAAGCUGGACCCCGACUCGGUGGACGAGUUGGCCUGUCACACCUCCGUGCAGGAGGAGUUCGUGGGCCAGCCGCUCAUCCAGGUGCUGGACUCUGGCGUCAGCCUCUGCAGCGCCCACCACAAGACCACGGAUGUGGCCAUGCUGGUCACCAUGUUCGGCUGGUUCACCAUGGUCGUCACCUACAUCGUUUACUACGUGCGGCACAACCAGGAGGAUGCCCGGAGGCACCUGGAGUACCUGAAGUCCCUGCCCAGCGCCCCCAGUCCCAAGGACCUCGGCAGCCCUGUACACUAGAGCCUGAGACCAGCAGGCCACUGUCCGCCCCUGCCGUGCACUUCCUGGCAGGCGGAGACUAACGUGUACCUGUGGUGUCCCCAGGCAGACGGGUGUGUCAGCAGCUCCUCCAUGUACCGGCUGGUCACUCGGUGGGGGAGGAAACCGAGGCUUGGAGAAAUGGGGACUCUCAGGACCAUGUGGUCAGGAUGUGUCCUGCCCGGGAAAGGAGCUCAGGCCACCCGUGGCAACUUCUGUGCCCCUCCCCUCCCAGGGGCUAUGCACCUGUGGGCCACAGAUACUCAAGGAGCUGGCUUGACUUUGUUUAACCCUGAGCACCCUUGGUGCAGGUGUGCGUCCCAUUUCCAGAGCAAAAUCCUGGGGCCCAGCUUCCCCAGGGAGAGGGGAGGGUGGAGCAUGCACUGAACUUGGCUCCUGGAAUGUUUGAGUGAACUUUGCAGGGAAGUUUCAGUCCACGGAGGGGGAAACAUGGAGGAAGCCUGAGGAAGGUGCAGACAAGCACAGCCCUGUCCUGCAUCCCACGCUGUGGCGAGCCUACGCGGUGGAAGGAAGGUCUGGACCUGGUCACUGCCAUGCCAUGCACUUCCAAACGGCCCUUCUCAGGGCGAGGGGACCGCAGCAGGACCUCUUCGGCUAACCCACCCGAUGCUGCUUUUCCUUGGCAACAGGAGCUUCCUCUCUUCACCUUUGCUGCCAGUGAUCUCAGAGCGCAUUUACUGCUCAGUUUUCUUACAUCUAUUACUUCAUGUUCAGGGUAGAUGUUACCACCACCUAUAUGACUAACUUUACUUUUCACCAUCUUUUUGUUUGAGUGUUUGUAUUUAAACUGCUUCACAUCUCUUUUUGAGGGGUAGCAAAUACGUGUAAGUUGUGUAUGGACUUAAGUGUAAAGCGGAGAUGCCUGGUCGAACAGAA
Messenger RNA from Heterocephalus glaber (naked mole-rat), 2161 nucleotides. It is a transcript of the gene Lrrc3, whose product is annotated as leucine rich repeat containing 3. Lineage: Eukaryota; Metazoa; Chordata; Mammalia; Rodentia; Bathyergidae. The record is from RefSeq and is a predicted model, not a curated record. Gene Ontology annotation, molecular function: protein binding.